AUGGACGAAUUCGAGGUCUCAUACACUUUAGAUAAUGAACAACAAUUCUGGGAUGAGAUCGAUGACAUCGUUUCUGCGAAAUGUGCCUCUCAUCAAUUAAUUGAUAAUGCGCUGCGAUCCUACCUACAGUUUACAACCAACUUUAAAGAGGAAUAUCUACAAUCAGAAUUCGAGGUCGCAAAAUGUUUGCACAAAUUGAUGCAGAGUGAGCUAUUUGCGGCGAACAAGGACUAUGUGAGGACGCAGAUUGUUUACAGUCUUAUGCAGGAGGAUGUACCAGCUACGCUGCAUGUGAUAACAAGCUUUUUACUAUUCGAUGGACGCAACAAUGAGACAACCUUCGAGAUGAUGAAUAAUGAGGGUUGUUUCCCGAGGUUAUUGGAGUUGGUCAAGAAAGGGAAUAGAGAAGAUCCAACCUUGCAUAGACUCUUAUUGGAACUUUUGUAUGAGAUGUCGAGGAUGCAGAGACUCAGUUUCGAGGACUUGGGCCAGGUGGAUGAUGAAUUCAUUGCAUGUCUCUUUCAAAUAAUUGAAGAGUUGUCGGAUGAUGUUGAUGAUCCUUAUCAUUACCCUGUUAUUCGGAUUUUACUAGUCUUGAAUGAACAGUAUAUGGUUGCUUCUACAUCAGCACUGGAUCCUUCACAUCACCUAACAAAUCGAGUCAUCAAGAUUCUCAGCCACAAGGGGUCAUCAUAUAUGACGUUUGGAGAGAAUAUCAUACUUUUGCUAAACCGCGAGACUGAAACCUCUCUACAACUUCUGAUCCUCAAACUUUUAUACUUACUAUUUACUACCAAAGCUACCUAUGAAUACUUCUACACCAAUGACCUCCGUGUCUUGUUGGACGUCAUUAUUCGUAACCUCCUCGAUAUCCCCAAUGAGUUUGUAUCGCUUCGUCACACAUAUCUUCGAGUCCUUUACCCACUACUUGCACAUACACAAUUACAACAACCACCACACUACAAGAAAGAUGAGAUAGUAAAAGUUCUAAAUAUCCUCGGAGGGUCAGGAAACACACAUUGGGAACCAGCAGACGAAACUACCAUACGACUCGUUGAGCGAGUGGCCAAAGUUCCCUGGCUCCGAGACGACGACAUCAGCGAAGGAGAAGUAGCGCGGAAACUCCUCGGUAUAAGUCUUUCGCCGUCGCAAACCGGCAGCUCGAUAAGUGUUUCGGAUGUAGCUGCUGUUACGGAAAAACCUGGAGUCCAGACACCAAGUCGCAAAGUGGAAAGUGAAAACACUGUACACGAUCAUGAUGCGCCUGCGAUCGCGCCCUCAGAUGAACUCCCGAAGAAAAAGCGUGCCCUGCCUCCGCUUCCACCGGUGAUUAGAGGAAGUAAUACGCAGAAGAAAUUACCACCUAAAACGCCACCGAGGAGGAGGACAAGACUUAAGGCUAUGGCUACGCAACCACCUGAGGCCACGGAGGUUGAGUAA
Sclerotinia borealis F-4128 is the source of this 1440-nucleotide messenger RNA. NCBI's taxonomy places the organism in Eukaryota, Fungi, Ascomycota, Leotiomycetes, Helotiales, Sclerotiniaceae. The record is from the annotation of a GenBank genome assembly.